AUGGGACUUAUAAGUAAACUGAAUGAGAAAGAUAUGUCUGAACCGUUUCGUUCAAUGACCACGCAUUUCAAUAAACCUUGCUACUUAAUUACUGGGUCGAAUUCUGCUAGACAUAAAGAGGAUACUACCUAUUCAAUCCAAGCAAUUACAAAUGUUAUUUUGAAUGCUGUAAUAUCUGGCUAUGAGUAUAUUCUCAAAAUAAUAAAAAAUUAUAAACGAAGACGAAUGGAGAAAAGAUCAAAAGAGGAACAACACCUUAAUAGAACUGAAUUUAUAGCUCUAGUUCUAGAAAGAUUACCAUUUCUUUACACACAUUCAAAAGAAGUUGAGAAUGCACAGUGGAUAAAAAUCGCAUAUGACUUGAAGAUGCGAGAUAAAUUGAUACCAAACACAGUAAGAUAUCAAACAGGUCCGUAUUACUUUAUCAGUUUUGGUUCAAUUUCAACGCAGAUUAAAAGACAGUUUUUCUUAUCAUUUUUGAACAAUGAUAGAACUGGUAAUUCUCAAAUGAUUUAUCCAACUAAGAAGCCCAUGACAAACUUUAGUUGCCAUGAAUCGUGGGAUUCAUAUUGUAACGUUCCAAUUAAAAUGAGAAAGAAUGCGGCGAAUGAAUUUUUUGAAUAUCUAACUUCAGAGGAGAUUAAAUCUAUCAUAUUGAAUGGUGAUCGUUCAUAUGCAGAUUUUCAUGAAGAUAGCAUUCUUGAAGAUGAUUCUCAAAAAGAUUGGUUUCAUAAAUGGGGGUAUGUGUACGAGACGGAAUCGGAUUGUUAUAGAGCCUUGGAUUUAGAACUUAAAAACUAUUCAUUAGAAUUAACUGUGUUAGAUAAUUUGCUCAAGUUGGGAGUAAGUUUUGCAGAAUUACCAAAAACUUCUACUCUUGGAAUAGAAACUCUUAAAGAUCUAAUUGAAGAAAAACGGACAUUGAUCUUAGAGAGAUACAUUCCUGUGGCUAUUCAAAAGAAGGCUAUUAAGGCCAACCAGCUAAGUAAAUGUGAGGCUAAUACUGCGAAAUAUAAUGAAUUAAUGUGUUAUUAA
This is a messenger RNA of Debaryomyces hansenii CBS767, 1035 nucleotides long. RefSeq names its product DEHA2E21296p. The record is from RefSeq and is a predicted model, not a curated record. NCBI's taxonomy places the organism in Eukaryota, Fungi, Ascomycota, Pichiomycetes, Serinales, Debaryomycetaceae. Bases 1 to 1035 code for a protein of 344 amino acids. The transcript has a single exon.